Molecule: messenger RNA, 2020 nt
Organism: Physcomitrium patens
Lineage: Eukaryota; Viridiplantae; Streptophyta; Bryopsida; Funariales; Funariaceae
Product: putative NAD(P)H dehydrogenase (quinone) FQR1-like 1
Cellular component (GO): membrane
Molecular function (GO): NAD(P)H dehydrogenase (quinone) activity; FMN binding
Source: RefSeq, a predicted model, not a curated record
AUUGUCCCUUGCGAAUUUGAUCAAAUUGGGUUUGCUUGCGAGUGCGAGGCUUGAUUGUGGGGCAGAUAGGGCCUUCCAGUGCAUGUAGUGUCUUGGAUUUUGUCAUUGGCUUGGUCAUGUAAAUGGGUUUAGUUCGUGUUUGCGAUUGAGACCAGAUUAGCUCGAAAGACGGGAUGGCUCUUGGGUUAUCGACAUUGGUCACUGUUUGCAUUCAGAAUCUGGGUUUCGCAUGUAGUUACUUACUCUCGGAGGAAUAGGCUCGGGUUGAGGGAGUGGAUAUUGUAUCCUGCUUGGCCGAGUGUGGUGGGUCACUAGUGUAAGGAAAUUCUUAUAUUUGCGACCAAUCUCUUGCACUCAGAUAGCUUAGUUGUCCCGAGCAGCACCGUGAUAGAAAUGCGAGCGGUUCUUGUUGCCCUAUGACGCAAAUGGCAAAGCUCUUGGCCGGUUGCUGGUCGGUAAAGAUUUACUAGAGUUUAAGUGUGCUAGAUUUAGCUAGCAAAGCAAUUUGGUAGUAAUUAUUUCACUUAUACUAAAAUAUGUUAGAUUUGGAUUAAAGAGAAGAUUUAAGAAUGCCUGGUUUAGCUAGUCAAACGCAGUUUCAGUAGGUUGUCGCACUGUUCAGCAUGUAUUCAGCUACUAUUCACUUUCUUCCUGUGAUGUGUAACUCUCUUUCUUGAAAGAAUUCAGUGAUAUAAUUAUGGGGAAAGGCACAGGAUGUUUCCCUAGCAAAGGGAGCAAAUCUGUGGGAGCUGGAUCCGGAACUCCACAUGAGAAGGUUGAAACAGGCCCGACAUCAGAUGCUCCAGUUUCAGCAAGCAAUUCUCCUCUUGCAACUCCUCCACCCGCUGCUGCACCCUCUGCAACACCCGAUGCUGCAAAGUCACCCGCUCCGACAGCCGAUUCUACUGAACGAAGUGUCGCAUCUGAGGCUCUCGAAAAGAGUGCAGAUGACAAACAUUCUGUGAAGGCUCCAAUUUCAAGUGCAGCCCCAAUAUCAAGUGGGAAGGUUAAAGUGUUCAUCGUAUUCUACUCCAUGUACGGACACGUGCUUACACUGGCAAAAAAGAUGAAGGAAGGGGUAGAUUCUGUGGAAGGUGUUGAAGCCAUCUUGUACCAAGUUCCUGAGACGCUACCAGCUGAUGUUUUGACAAAGAUGAGUGCUCCACCCAAGGAUGAAGCGAUUCCCGUCAUUACAGCUGCACAGUUACCUGAAGCUGAUGCAUUUUUGUUCGGAAUUCCAACUCGAUACGGAACAAUGUCAGCACAAAUGAAGGCAUUCUUCGAUUCCACGGGAGGGCUGUGGAGAGGGCAGUCUCUUGCAGGGAAGCCAGCAGGAAUUUUUGUUAGCACGGGCACUCAAGGUGGAGGACAGGAGACUACCGCGUUGACAACCAUCACGCAGUUGACACAUCACGGGAUGCUCUAUGUCCCGAUCGGAUAUACUUUUGGUGCUGGGAUGUUCAAACUAGACGAGCCCAGAGGAGGCUCCCCUUAUGGUGCUGGAACUUUUGCUGGAGACGGAACAAGGAUGCCCACCGAGACAGAGCUGGCCAUGGCUGAGCACCAAGGUCGCUUGACUGCCAAUGUUGCGAAGCUGUUGGCGAGAAAAUGAAGCAGAAGAACUCUUCCAGCACUCUUGUAAUCAAACUCUUCUGUGGCUGAUCUCAACAGUUUGUUCUCAUAAUGUGUAAAGUCCGUUUCUGAUGUAGCCCCUUCUAUUAUUCAUAGGGUGCUUGCAUAUUCUUUCCGAAUGAGCUUGUGUGCUGCUCACUGCAGCUGCUGUAGAAGCAUGCUUAGGAUAUUGUAUUACCACGUCUUACUGAGCUUGCAGUUGAGCUAUUGCAGAGGUGUAUUGGCACUACUAGGAUAACGAUAGAGGUGGUCAUUUUUAAUUUUUUUCACAAAAAAUCUUUAAAAAGUAUAUUGGAUUAGUAACAGAGUUGCUGUUCUAUGUUGCAAAGUUUCAAACUAGUUCUUGAAAUAAGAAUCAUCAGUUGUCCCAGCUGAUCUUUCAUUCUAA